GUGUGAGGUCCCGUGACAAAUUUCCUUGGAACUUUGUGUGGCCAGGAAAGAGUCCUGCUUCCUGCUGCGCUCACUUGUCAGACGUCUGUGAUCAGAGAGAAAGUACGCUCACAUUUGGAGGGUUCGGGGCUUUCGUCCCUACACGAACGUGGCAAAUGUUUGCUACACUGGCAGCUUAAGUGCCAUAGAGCGAAAAGUUCCCUCCAGAACUGCGAAAAUAAGCGAACACCGCAUCAAAAUCCUAAAAGCACAGAUCCAGAAUGGGGAUUGCCCAGUCACAUACUUGACGCCUUUUCUAUUACUGCACCUUUGAAUGCUGACAGUCCCUAAGAUGGAGGACCAUCCCAGUUUUCCCAAUGUCAGCAUCCCUUGCCACAAUGAGCAGAGGGACAAGAAAAAGCGUUACACAGUUUACAAAGUGAUGGUCUCUGUUAGACAACAGGAAUGGUUCGUCUUCAGGCGAUAUGCAGAGUUUGAUAAACUUUACAAUACAUUAAGGAAACAGUUUCCGUCCAUGAACUUGAAAAUUCCUGCUAAAAGGAUAUUUGGGGACAACUUUGACCCGGAGUUCAUCAAGCAAAGAAGAGCAGGGUUACAUGAGUUCAUCAAAAGAAUUGUCUCACAUCCCGACCUUUCCAGCCAUCCAGAUGUGAGGGCCUUUUUACUAAUGGACAAAAUGGAACAAAUAUCUGAUGCCUCUGAGGAUGAAGAUGAAAAAAACAACUCUACCUCCAGAAACAUUAACCUGGGACCCUCUGCAAAUCCACAAGCCAAGCCCACAGACUUUGACUUUUUAAAAGUCAUAGGAAAAGGGAGUUUUGGUAAGGUUUUCCUUGCUAAACGGAAACACGAUGGAAAGUUUUACGCAGUCAAGAUCUUACAAAAAAGGGUCAUUCUCAACAGGAAAGAGCAAAAACACAUCAUGGCAGAACGCAAUGUUUUGCUGAAGAAUGUGAAACACCCUUUCCUGGUCGGGCUUCAUUAUUCCUUCCAGACUAAAGACAAGUUAUACUUCGUACUGGAUUUCAUCAAUGGAGGAGAACUUUUCUUUCAUCUACAACGAGAAAGGACCUUUCCAGAGCCCAGAGCAAAGUUCUACAUUGCUGAAAUGGCGAGCGCUCUGGGGUACCUGCAUUCUCUCACCAUUGUUUACAGAGACUUGAAGCCAGAAAAUAUCCUUCUUGACCAUGAGGGGCAUAUCGUUCUGACAGACUUUGGAUUGUGCAAGGAGGGCAUUUCCCAGAAGGAUACCACCACUACAUUUUGUGGAACACCUGAGUACUUAGCUCCAGAGGUCCUGAGGAAGCUGCCAUAUGAUAGUACAGUAGACUGGUGGUGUCUGGGCUCAGUGCUGUAUGAAAUGCUCUUUGGCCUUCCGCCUUUCUAUAGCAGGGACACACAUGAGAUGUAUGACAACAUCCUCCACAAGCCGCUAACCAAGCGUCCCGGGGCCUCCAACACGGCCUGGUUGCUCCUCGAGGGGCUGCUGGAGAAAGAUGGCAGACGCAGACUGGGAUCCAGGGAAGACUUUAAUGAGAUCAGAAGACACAGCUUCUUCUCUUCCAUCAACUGGGAUGACCUCGAACAAAAGAAGAUCCCUCCCCCUUUCACGCCACUUGUGAGCUCCGUCAGUGAUAUCUCGAACUUUGACCCUGAGUUCACGGAGGAGAUGGUUCCCAACUCCAUCUGCUGGUCUCAAGAGCAGUCGAUUGUCAACGCUAGUGUUAUGGAGGCCGAUGACGCUUUUGUGGGCUUCUCUUACGCACCACCCUCUGAUGACUCUUUCCUAUAAAACAUUCCCAUCGAAAUCUUCAGUUGCCUUAACCAUUGUAACUUUCUUUUGUUUUUUUUUAAUAAAGGGAAGCAUUAUAAAUGGAUUAACUUGUUAUGUGAAGCCAAAGCAAGCAGCUGAGAAGAAACUGAUUUUGGUUGAGAUAAGAUGUGUCAGAAAGUCUUUGUUUUACUUGUAUUUAUGAAAAAAAAAAUAUAUAUAUAUACAAAACUGAUUAGAUUUUUUUAGAUUCAGGGGCCGCUGUUCUUUAUUAAAGUGAUUUCUGAUAGUUUAAGAAAUGAGCCUUCACGUCAUCUUAAAAAUUGUCCCUUAAAUAAAGUCAGUAAGCAGUUUUCUGACAAACUUGAACAAUUCACUGGAUUUUAAGUAACUCACUUUGACCCUCAGACACAGUUGUGUGUGUUCAUGUAGUUACUGUAAAAAUAAAAACAUACAUGUUCACAUUAACUAAGCUGGAAGUAGGGAUUACUUGAGAAACCAAUGAAUGCAGCAUUUUGGUUGAUAGGUCACAAAAAAGAGACUUCUGGUUGUAAGUUACCUUUAUGUUUGAUUUUUUUUUUUUUUUUUGGUGUUUUUUUUAAUUGGACUGUUUAUUUUUUGCUGUUAUUUGCCUUAACACGUUUAUUUUAUUUUAUUUUUUAUUCAGAAAUUAAAAAUCCACAAUUCUUCUCUUUGCCUGUACUCCACCAGAAUAAUAAUAAA
Messenger RNA from Archocentrus centrarchus (flier cichlid), 2494 nucleotides. RefSeq names its product serum/glucocorticoid regulated kinase family member 3 (gene sgk3). Gene Ontology annotation, biological process: protein phosphorylation. Gene Ontology annotation, molecular function: ATP binding; protein serine/threonine kinase activity; phosphatidylinositol binding. The transcript has 17 exons. NCBI's taxonomy places the organism in Eukaryota, Metazoa, Chordata, Actinopteri, Cichliformes, Cichlidae. Bases 314 to 1792 code for a protein of 492 amino acids. The record is from RefSeq and is a predicted model, not a curated record.